UGAUGAACACGAUCGAUGGUCGAUGAGGACCUGAUCCUUCACGAGGGCCAUGAAGGCACGAGGGCGAUCAUACAUGGACAGUAAACCACGUAAACCACCACCUUGCAGUUCGAACAUACGUCUUAGCCCAGCGCAUGUGCGUAACAGCGAGAUUCGAACGAUCUUAAUAUGGCGAAAGCGGCGACCAAAAAGACGGCGUCCAACAAUGAGGCAUAUCUGCGCAAUCUGCGGUUAGGUCUCAUCUUGGUCAACGCAAUAACGCUUGUCGUUAGGCUGGCAUACAAAGUCUUUCUGGGUCAUACAUUACUACCCAGAGGAUUCGGCCUGAAGUUUCUCAACGGUUCGGCUUUGAUCGUCACUCUGGCAAUCUAUCGGCAUUUCAACAAUAUCGGCACCCCGCAGAGAGACGUAGGAGGGAAUGUGACGAGAAGCGGAGAAGACCUGGAUGGUCAAGGAAUCAUUGAAUGGGCUUGGGACACCAUCUAUAUCACCUGGGCCUGUCAAAUCCUAGCGACGUUAUUGAGCAGCAAGUUCUGGCGCCCGGCAUCGGAGCCUAUAAGCUUUACAACACUUUCGCCCCUAUGCUGCGAUCGAUGCGCGGUGGCCCAGCUGUCCCGUCCGGUCAGACUCAAAAUGGGGCAGGAGCGCCCGAAGCGGCUCAGGCUCAAGAGGCGACUUCGAAGCGACAGGCGAAGCUAAAGGCGAGGUUGGACAGAGGCGAUAAAAGGGUCCAACAAAGAGAGGUUCGACGGGCUCAGUGAGAGUAUCAAGUAAAGCGCAUAAGCCCGAUGGGUCCAUAAAAUGAUAUCGUUAUGCUAUGGACAUCCCUGUAAUCGCCAGCCAAAUAUUCGACUGGCGAACUCAUACGAUAAUGGAUGUCACCCGCACGCUUCUAUCCUCGCUUGUACUGGCCAAUUCGAAGUGCGAAUUCGAUCGGGUUCCCUGUCGCCAAGAAAGUCUGGAUACUUGCUGUACAUGCCGUUCGCUGCAGAGACGUAAAGA
Messenger RNA from Filobasidium floriforme, 1002 nucleotides. RefSeq lists its product as uncharacterized. The transcript is spliced from 5 exons. Gene Ontology annotation, cellular component: intracellular membrane-bounded organelle. The record is from RefSeq and is a predicted model, not a curated record. Gene Ontology annotation, biological process: vacuolar protein processing. The coding region runs from base 169 to 699 and encodes 176 amino acids. Lineage: Eukaryota; Fungi; Basidiomycota; Tremellomycetes; Filobasidiales; Filobasidiaceae.